This is a messenger RNA of Gongylonema pulchrum, 495 nucleotides long. The record is from the annotation of a GenBank genome assembly. Lineage: Eukaryota; Metazoa; Nematoda; Chromadorea; Rhabditida; Gongylonematidae.
AUGUUUCCCGCCCAAGCAGGUGCUAAUGAGCUCAAGUCCAGCCCCCAGAACGAGCUAGAUCGUGUUGUAAUCAACUCAAUUCGCUCAGCACAGAACAUAUCGCAGAGCUUCUCGUACUGUAUCCAGCUUUGUGACAGCGAUUCUGAUUCAAGCACCGAUUUAGGAGCAGCCACACUACCUGCUCGCAUUGAUUCAUUUAUAAAGCGUAUUGGAAGAUAUGUCUUCCCGCAGGCAGAACUGACGGAUCUCGUAACUCGGUGCUAUUAUGCUUAUCAACAUCUUGGUGCAUCUUUGAAUGGUGAGGAACGGUGCAAUGGUCGGUCGCAAGCAGAAUGCACAGAUUUGGACGAAUGUAUCGAAUAUGUCCAGAAAAAUUUGGAGCACAUCCAUAGUGUGCAUGAACGAUGUCCAAUUCCAAUGUUUCGUCCAUUCACUGAUGACGAGGCUCAGUUUCUUUCUGAUCUGAACAUGUACAUUCAUUCCAGUCAUUGUUGA